Molecule: messenger RNA, 153 nt
Organism: Salpingoeca rosetta
Lineage: Eukaryota; Choanoflagellata; Craspedida; Salpingoecidae
Exons: 2
Coding region: 1-153 (50 amino acids)
Source: RefSeq, a predicted model, not a curated record
AUGAGCCGCUUGUUCACCCUUGUGGCUGGCCUUGGGCUGGGCGGCGCCUUUGGCGUCUAUGCAGCACAGAACUACGACGUGCCUCGCGUCACAGAUGUUGCACAGCGCGCAUUGGAAUGGCUUGAAGACAAGGAAAAGUCGAAUCGAAAAUGA